This is a messenger RNA of Cynocephalus volans (Philippine flying lemur), 1698 nucleotides long. It is a transcript of the gene FAM178B, whose product is annotated as family with sequence similarity 178 member B. The record is from RefSeq and is a predicted model, not a curated record. NCBI's taxonomy places the organism in Eukaryota, Metazoa, Chordata, Mammalia, Dermoptera, Cynocephalidae. Gene Ontology annotation, biological process: positive regulation of double-strand break repair; protein localization to site of double-strand break; DNA damage response. The transcript has 16 exons. Gene Ontology annotation, cellular component: site of double-strand break; nucleus. The coding region runs from base 1 to 1698 and encodes 565 amino acids.
AUGCAGGCAGCCAGAGACGUGUUCCCCACCAACUGGAGCCCACCGCCUGUAGAGUUCCUGAUCCCAAGGGUGGGCCCCCAGGGCCUGAAGAGACCGGCUCAGUGGCCACCCAAGGAGUUGGAGCAGGAGCCCCUGGACUCAGACCCCAGUGAGGGCCUGGACUCACUCAAGGAGCUGUUCUGGAACAUGGCAGGCCCGAGCCUGCAGGCCACGGCUCCAGAGCUCACCUCCGGGGGCUCAGAAAGUUAUGUCAACAACUUAGAUUACUUACUACAGGAGAAGAGGGAGCAGGCCCUGGAGCAGGAGCGAGAGAAGCUGCUUCUGCAGGACUGUCCUGGUCUCAACUCCUUGGGUCUUGAUGAAGAUGAAGUGCCACUCACACCCGAGCACAGGAUGCUGGUGGAGAGGUUCUCCAUGUCACUGCAGGACAUCCCGCCAGUACAUCCAGGCGAGACUGUGUUUCUGCUCAGGCAUCACCCCCUGCCAUGCAUCCUGGACUGUUCACACCUAAAGCCACGCAGCCACCUGGAAGGGCUCUUCCUCAGCGCACCACCAGCCCAGCAGCUCUCCUUCCUGCACAGCGGCCUCCUGAGCAACCUCUACCUGCACAUGCCUGACUGCCCGGUGCCCCUGCUGCAGUGGCUGUUCCAGCUGCUGACAUGGCCUCCAGAAACUUCUUCGGGAGCCUUUGAUCUUCUGUGGGAUCUCAGCGUGGAUGGGCUCUUCCAGCAGUAUGAUGAAGACAUGCGCUUGUGGUGCCCCUCACUGAGAGAGGUCAUGAAGGUGUUCCACAGCCUGGGAGCCCACAGCCCUGCUCUGUACCCCCUAGGGUCCUUCCAGCACGGUGGCGGAGUGCUUACAUGUGAGGCUGACCUGAGCUGGGAUAAGCAGCAGGACACUCCCCAGGAGGUUGCCCUGGACAUUAGCCUGAACUACAUCUAUAAGUUCCUGAUGCUGUGCACCCUGGCCCAGCCAUGGGCCUACACUGACAGGGAUCUCUUGGGCCUGAUCGAGCUGCUGUGCCACACAGGCCUGGACGUGGGGCUCCGCCUGCUGCCCAAGACUGAUCUCCAGCAGCUACUGCUCCUGCUCCUCGAGAACAUCCAGGAGUGGCCGGGGAAGCUCCAGCAGCUGUGCUGUGGCCUGAGCUGGGUGUCCAACCACCACCACAACCUGCUGGCCCUCGUGCAGUUCUUCCUGGACGUGACCUCCCGGAGCAGGCAACUUCGAAGCCAUCUCAGCCUCGUGGUCAUUGCCCGAAUGCUGGGCCAGCAAGAGACGCUGCCUCUCUGGCAAGAGAAGACCCAGCUGUCUUCACUCAGCCGGCUCCUGAGCCUUAUGAGGCCAUCAUCCCUCAGGCAGUACCUGGGCUCUGAGCUCUUGCCACCCUGCCAGGAGCAACAGCCAAAGGCCAGUGCCGAGCUAGACCACAAGGUCUGCUACCUGAGCCACACCCUCCUGACGCUGGCCGGGGUGGUGGUCAGUUGCCAGGACAUUACUCCAGAACAAUGGGGUGAGCUGCAGCUGCUAUGCAUGCAGUUGGACUGUCACAUCAGCACCCAUAUCCGGGAGAGCCCCCAGGCCAUGCACUGGACCAAACUCAAGGACCUGGCUGCCCAGACCUACAUCCGUUGGCAGGAGCUACUGACCCACUGCCAGCCCCAGGCCCAGUACUUCAGCCCCUGGAAGGACAUCUAA